UUUAAACGAACUUUUCAAUGUUCAUUUAAUGAUAAUUUUGAUUUAUUCGAACGCUUUACGUCACUCGAAUCGCGUCAUCUAGCGUUAGAAAAAUAGACAUCGUUUUAAACGAGACAACAGAUAUACUCAGAAUCUUUAGGAAGGGGUUAACGUUUCACUGAGCAUGCGCAAACUAAAACACGGUGCGGAUUUAGAGUUCGUAACUUGCGAGCUCCUUCUCUCAAAAGAGAGUCUUUCACAAACUUCCUUUUGAUUCAUAACCGAAGAAAAAUUCGAGGAUGCAAUUGGUGUACAUUCUAUUGAUAUUCGUUACUUAUGUUUUGGGUUUUUCAAAACAAAUCGCUAUAGGCGGUAUUUUCGAUGACGACGAAAUGAUUAAACAUGCCUUCGAAUUAUCGAUAAGAUCGGUCAAUCGAGAUCAUUGGAACAUUCAUUUGAUUCCAAAUAUUGAAGAAAUAAAUCAAGAUGCAUUCGAUGUUACCAGUAAAGUAUGUACGAUGGUUGGUACGGGUGUGGCUGGGAUAUUUGGUCCACAAGAUAAAUCCAUAGCUGAACAUGUGCAGAGCAUAUGUGAUACGAUAGAAAUGCCACAUAUCUCAGUUAGAUGGGAUCCUCAAGAAACGCGUGGGAAAACUGUGAAUCUUUAUCCGCACGCAAAUACAUUGUCCUUGGUAUAUCAAGCACUGAUACAGGAACUCAAUUGGCAAGAGAUGAUAAUAUUGUUCGAAAACACCGAAAGCUUGUUAAGAAUGAAACCAUUGUUAGAACUUCGUGAUACAGGGAUCGAUAUAUUCUUGUAUCAGCUAGGAAGUGGUCCGAAUUACAGGAAUGUGAUGCAAGAGGUCAAGGAAACUGAAAUGGAAAACAUCGUGAUCGAUUGUUCAUUCUGGAUAUUGGACGAGGUUUUAAAACAGGCUCAACAAGUUGGUAUAUUGUCGGAUCAACAUAAAGUGAUAGUUACUUCGUUGGAUCUCCAAACGCUUGAUUUAGAACCUUAUCGUUAUUCCGGCGUGAACUUCACUGGUUUUCGUUUAAUCAAUCCAGAGGACUCAACGGUGAUUGAGAUUUUUGAAAAACACAAACAUGAAUGGGGCUUAUCCGGACCGGAACAACUUCGACUCGAGCCAGCUUUAAUGUACGAUGCCGUUCAGCUUUUCGCUCAAACUUUGCAGCAAUUGAUCGGUACAAACGAGAACAUAAAAGAACUGUCUUGCAAUGGUUCGAUGAGCUGGGAACAUGGAAGCACUUUAUUGAAUUUCAUGCGUGUGACCGAAAUGAGAGGAUUAACUGGAUUAAUAUGGUUCGAUACUACUGGAUUUCGAAGUAAUUUUCAAUUGGAUAUUGUACAAUUGCAACGAGAAGGAUUAACAAAAAUAGGAGUUUGGAAUAGCACACGUGUUAAUGGAAUCGAAUGGAUGCCAGACUUAAGUUCAACAAAAUCCGAUGCUGAAUUAAGUUUACAAAAUAGAACAUUUUUAGUACUUAUAUCUAUGACAAAACCAUAUGGUAUGGUGAAAGAAUCUGCUUCAAUGCUGUCUGGCAAUGAACGGUACGAAGGAUUUGGAAUCGACAUUAUUCAAGAACUCAGUAAAUCACUAGGCUUUAAUUAUACGUUUGAAGUUCAAACAGACAGCGUUUAUGGCUCAUAUAUCAACAAAACAGGAAAAUGGUCAGGAAUGUUAGGGAAAAUAAUGGAUGGGCGUGCAGAUUUAGCGAUCACCGAUCUAACGAUAACUUCUGAUCGUGAAAGUGCUGUGGAUUUUACAAUGCCAUUCAUGAACUUAGGUAUAAGUAUAUUAUACAAAAAGCCAACAAAAGCAACGCCCAGUCUCUUCUCGUUUCUCUCGCCAUUUUCUAACGACGUUUGGCUAUGCCUGUUGGGGUCAUAUAUCUUUGUGUCAGUGCUAUUCUCCGUGAUCGGUAGAUUGUGUCCAGCGGAAUGGAACAAUCCUUAUCCUUGCAUCGAAGAACCCGAGGAGUUGGAGAACCAGUUCACGUUGAAGAAUUCCUUUUGGUUUACCAUCGGAAGCAUAAUGCAACAAGGUUCCGAUGUAGCACCUAUUGGAUUUUCAACAAGAAUGAUGGCAGGAUGCUGGUGGUUUUUUUGUUUGAUCAUAGUCUCUUCUUACACGGCAAAUUUAGCUGCUUGCUUGGCUAUUGCUGCUAACAUACCAGCAUUUAGCAACGUCGAGGAACUAGCUAGACAGAAAGUCAUAAAAUACGGUGCAAAGAAUGGCGGAUCGACCUUCGACUUUUUCAAAAAUUAUGCCAAUUCCAAGGAGGCCUCCUACCAGACGUACAAGGAUAUGUACAACUACAUGAUGAGUACCGAUGACGUAUUAACCAAGGACAACGACGAAGGAUUGAAGAAGGUCCUGCAAGAGAAUUAUGCCUUUUUAAUGGAGUCCAGUUCGAUCGAGUACAUCAUUCAAAGGGAGUGUAACGUUACGAAAGUUGGGGGUUUGUUGGAUCAGAAGGGUUAUGGGAUCGCCAUGAAGAAGAACUCACCUUAUCGUCAUCAAUUAAAUACGGCGAUACUCAAAUUACAAGAAAGUGGUAGAAUCACCGAACUCAAGAAAAAAUGGUGGACCCAAAAGCGUGGCGGUGGAAAAUGCGAAGAAGGCGUAGCAGCAAGUUCGGCGGAAGAAUUAAAUUUGAAACACGUGGGCGGUGUGUUCUUAGUUCUUUUCGUUGGUAUUGGAUUUUCUUUUGUCUUCACGUUAUUCGAGCUCGUUUGGGAAGUUGCUGUUAAGUCAAUAAAAGAAAACCUUUCUUUCAAGGAAGAGAUGUUGGAGGAGAUAAAGUUUAUAGCAAAAUGUACCAGUGCAACUAAAUCAGUAAGACAAAGAAAAAAUUCAUCUCAUAGAAGCGGACAAGAUAGUACAGAAGAUUGCAGUCCUCCUUAUGGAUUCGUACCAACUGUAAUUACAACUUCACCCGACGAUGAUAAUAAAUUGUUGUUUCUAAUGCAAUGGUAUAUCAUUGGUAUAUCAAUAUCGUGUGGUAAUAACAAACAAAUAAAUAAACAAAUAAUAAAUAAAAAGAAAUUAACUUAUUACGUUUGCAGAAUGAUAAAAGAAAUAUUUCUGUCAUGUAUCGUCCUAUUUUUACUACCUUGCAUUCAUGGAUUCCCAAGAAAGGUUCCAAUUGGAGUUCUCCUCGAUGGCGAUGAAAUGAUCGAAAAAGCAUUCGAAUUGUCGAUAAAAAAUGUUAACAAAAAUGCUGAAACAUCUAACGACGUUAAAAGUUUAACAUUAAAAUUGGAAAAGAUCGACGUUGAUACAUUCGAAGCAGCCCAGAAAACGUGUAAACUUUUGGAGAGUGGUGUAGCCGUUUUAUUCGGGCCACAAGACAAAUCUGCAUCGUACUUCGUUCAAAGCAUGUGCGAUGCUAUGGAUUUGCCAUACAUUUCUACUAGAUGGGAUCCUGAACAAACUCGAGGAAAUGCAAUUAAUUUAUAUCCUCAUCCGGAAGUUCUUUCGACGGUCUUUUAUAAUAUAAUCAAAGACUUCGAUUGGAAGGAAUAUGUAGUUUUGUACGACGAUAUAGAAAGCUUGUUACGUUUUCAACGUGUAUUGGAACUCCAAGACAUAAAUGGUUACGAGAUGACGAUUUAUCAUCUGGGAAGUGGUCCAAAUUAUAGAGAUAUCUUGCAAACGGUAAAAAUGUCCGAAGUGAUAAAUAUCGUGAUAGAUUGUUCUUAUGAAAUUCUACCUACGGUUCUCCAACACGCUCAACAAGUAGGUUUAAUGUUGCAAAAAUAUAAUAUCCUCGUAACGAAUCUGGACUUUCAAACGUUGGAUCUAGAACCUUAUCAAUAUUCCGGUGUAAAUGUGACCGGUGUAAGAAUGAUAAAUCCAGAAGAUCCUUAUCUCUUGGAGAUCUUCGAGAAUUUUCAUCUCGAUUGGAACUUAACAAAUCCCUCGGAAUUAACGGUUGAAGCUGCAUUGACCUUCGAUGCCGUGCAACUUUUUGCAAGAGGCAUGGCACUCUUGGAUAAUAGCGUAACUGGCCAUUUAAAACGAUUGGCUUGUAACGAAUCGGAUAGCUGGGAAUUCGGUAAUAGUUUGAGCAAUUUUAUUCGAGCUGAAACUAUAAAUGGAUUAAGCGGACCAGUGAGAUUCGAUACAGCUGGAUUUCGAAGUGAUUUUCGAUUAGAGAUCGUCAGUCUUAAUUUAGAAGGAUUGAAUAAAGUCGGCGAUUGGCGUAGCACGAAUAGUAUUUCAUGGAUAACAAAAACAGGAUUUCCAAACAAUGAGAUAAAAGCAUUGCACGAUAAACAUUUUAUCGUGUUGAUAUCUCUGACCUAUCCAUAUGGAAUGUUUAAAGAAUCACCUGAAUUGAGAACAGGUAACGAUCGUUACGAAGGUUUUGCAAUUGACAUAAUCGAAGAAAUGAGUAAAAUGUUAGGAUUUAAUUAUACCUUCGAGGUACAGGAAGACAAUGUUUAUGGUUCAUUGCAAAAAGCGACCGGAGAAUGGAAUGGAAUGAUUAGAAAAAUUAGAGACGGUAAAGCAGAUCUUGCAAUUACCGAUUUAACAAUCACUUCGGAGAGAGAAAGUGCGGUUGAUUUUACGACACCCUUUAUGAAUUUAGGUAUAAGUGUCUUGUAUAGAGAACCAACACAAGCACCACCAAGUUGGAGUUCGUUUCUUUUACCAUUCUCUUAUGAAGUCUGGGGCGCUCUUAUUGGAUCUUGGGCAAUCGUGAGUUUGGUAUUAUUUAUAAAUGGAAGAAUAAGUGCAAUCGAAUGGACCAAUCGAUAUCCUUGUAUCACCGAACCAGAAGAAUUAGAAACUCCUUAUACGAUGAUAGACACUCCUUUUUUCAUAAUUGCCAGUUUGGUGAAUGGUGCAUCAGAUUUUGCUCCGGGGGGUAUUUCAACGAGAACAAUAGGUACAGCAUGGUGGUGCUUUUGUCUGAUCAUGAAUUCCACUUACACCGCCAAUCUAGCGGCAGCUUUAUCUACCAAGCCUACGGUAUGGCCCUUUAAGAAAGCAGACGAGUUGCCCUAUCAGAACACGAUCAAAUACGGGGCGAAGAGGGACGGUUCUACCAUCUCGUUUUUCAAGACGGCAACCUACGAGCCUUACAAACUCAUGUAUGAUUACAUGAUGGAACAUGGGAGUGAAGUAUUGACGAAUAACAACGAGGAUGGAUUGAAAAAAGUGCAACAAGAGAAUUACGCUUUCUUCAUGGAAUCUUCGUCGAUAGAAUACUUCACGCAGAGGAAUUGCAACGUCACACAAGUUGGAGCCCUUUUAGACGCCAAGGGUUAUGGUAUAGCCAUGAAAAAAGAUAUAUAUUAUCGGAACCAGCUAAGCGGUGCGAUACUGAAGCUGAAGGAGUCUGGGUUGAUAACCGAACUCCAAGAUAAAUGGUGGAGGCAAAAAAGGGGAGGGGAUAAGUGUAGCGAAAAACCGGCUGUGGAGGUCGCUUCAUUGAAUUUCGAGGACGUCGGUGGUGUAUUUAUGGUACUCACAAUUGGUCUCAGUUUGUCCUGGUUAGGUACAAUAUGGUCAUUACUAUGGCACAUACGAAAUAUUUCCGUUACCGAGAACGUUUCUUUCAAGGACGAACUGAUAGACGAAUUAAAGUUUCUAGUAAAGUGUAGCGGUACGAAAAUAGUUAAAAGAAGAAAGAAAUCAUCGAUCUCAACGGAGGUAGAUACGAAAAAGUCGAGUUCUUAAAUUUAAUCGUGAAAGGGGUCUAAUAAACACCGAUUAUUAGAAGGAAGGAACCUACUCGAUUUCAGACCACCCAUAUGAAUCAAGGUCUUUUUUUUAUGAUAUAAUAGAUCAUUUUUAUGGUAGACGAAAGAAAUCACUUUUGGAAUAACGAAUGAUUUUGAUGAGACGAUGGGUAUUAUUAUUUUAAUAUCGUAUUAUUCACCUGCCUAAUUUCGAGAUUAGAAGGUUUUAGAAAGGUUUUAAACUUAUAGAAUAGACGUACGCACACGCGACUAAUGGUACUCUUGAUCCAUAUAUGUAUAUCGCAAAAGAAUAUCACGAAAUUAGUGCUAAUAAUGGUGAACGGCGCUUUAAUAAGCAUUAGGUGUAACAACCUUCUGUCGUAAAAGGGCCGCCGCCAAAGGGUAUCUCGGUGUAACGAAAUUGCUUGCUCGUAAAUAUAUGUUCGAUGGACAGGCGAAACACACGAUGUGCGUGCGCGAGCGCGCACGUUGACCUUAAUGAAGCUACUUUCUGGCCUAGGAAAAAGAAAGAGAGAGAGAGAGAGAGAGAGAGAGAGAGAGAGAGAGAGAG
Messenger RNA from Vespula pensylvanica (western yellowjacket), 6263 nucleotides. RefSeq lists its product as uncharacterized. Bases 279 to 5690 code for a protein of 1803 amino acids. Gene Ontology annotation, cellular component: plasma membrane; postsynaptic membrane. NCBI's taxonomy places the organism in Eukaryota, Metazoa, Arthropoda, Insecta, Hymenoptera, Vespidae. Gene Ontology annotation, biological process: synaptic transmission, glutamatergic; modulation of chemical synaptic transmission; monoatomic ion transport. The transcript has 30 exons. The record is from RefSeq and is a predicted model, not a curated record. Gene Ontology annotation, molecular function: glutamate-gated receptor activity; transmitter-gated monoatomic ion channel activity involved in regulation of postsynaptic membrane potential.